Dictyostelium discoideum AX4 is the source of this 960-nucleotide messenger RNA. RefSeq lists its product as hypothetical. Bases 1 to 960 code for a protein of 319 amino acids. Lineage: Eukaryota; Evosea; Eumycetozoa; Dictyosteliales; Dictyosteliaceae. The transcript has 2 exons. The record is from RefSeq and is a predicted model, not a curated record.
AUGUCAGGAUUUUAUCCAUUUAUUAAUGUUGCAGUAAAUGUAGAAUGGAGUGAUGAUAAAAAAUUUAAAGAACAUGGUAGACCAAAUUCAAUUUAUACAAAACAAAUUUUUGAAAAUGGUUUAAAAGGUGUUAUUUUAAGUGGAUUAACAUUAUCAUCAAAUGGAAAUGCAUGUUGGAGUGGUCAUGAUCAAAUUCCAAUGAAUUGGGCACUACCAUUAUCAAAAGUACUUAAAGAUUCUGGUAAAAGAGUUGGUAUCUCAUUUGGUGGAAUUAAUGAAUCAACUCAAGAUGUUUCAAGUAAAUUCUCAAUUGAACAAUUGGAAAAAAUUUAUAUUGAAGCAAUUGAAAUGUAUGAAAUUGAUCAUUUGGAUAUUUGUUUAAUGGGUAGUUUAAAUAAUGUUGAUUUCAUAUUAAAAGCAUUAAAAAAAGUAAUUGAAAAAUAUCCACAAUUAAUAAUUAGUAUAACAUUACCAGCAUCAACUCAUGGUUUAAAUCCAACUGGUAUGUCAAUAAUUUCAAAAGUUAAAGAAAAUCAAUUACUUAAUAAUAAUAACAAUAAUAAAAAUAAUUUAAUUAUUAAUUUAAUUACAAUGGGAUUUUAUAAUGAUGAUUGGAAGAAUAAUAUGGAUAAAGAUAUUAUUAGUGUUAUUAAAAAUCUAAAAGAUCAAUUAAAUUCUUUAUAUACAUCUCUAAAUGAUGACCAAUUAUAUCAAAGAAUUGCAAUUACUCCAAUGAUUGGUAAAAAUCCUGAUACUUCAAUAUUAUCUUUUGAAAAUGUUAAAGUCAUUUCAAAUUUCUCAAAAGAGAAAAAUUUAGGAUUCAUCUCUAUGUGGAAUUUAAAUAGAGAUAAUCCAAGAAAUAAUCAAGAUGCCAUUGAAUCUGAUGAAAUUUCUUCAUUAAACCCAAAUCAAAAACAAUCAUGUCAAUAUAUUAAAGCAUUUAAUGGUUCUGAAAAUUAA